Molecule: messenger RNA, 1605 nt
Organism: Artibeus jamaicensis (Jamaican fruit-eating bat)
Lineage: Eukaryota; Metazoa; Chordata; Mammalia; Chiroptera; Phyllostomidae
Gene: ACKR5
Product: G protein-coupled receptor 182
Exons: 2
Coding region: 237-1421 (394 amino acids)
Biological process (GO): G protein-coupled receptor signaling pathway
Cellular component (GO): membrane
Molecular function (GO): G protein-coupled receptor activity
Source: RefSeq, a predicted model, not a curated record
UCUAACUGGAUUGGGGGAAGGCAGGAAAAAUCCCAAUCCUCUCCCACAGAGCCUCAGCCAGUGAUCUGCUUCCCGGAUGAGAAAGGCGGCCCUGAAGCCCAAAGCAAAGCCAGCCCCGAGGCUACAGUCCCUCCAGCCUCCUCGCAGCUUCCCAGCAGCCCAGACCCCCUGGGCUUCCAGACUGGAGGUGCUCCCGAGGGAAACUCAGGCAUUUGCUGGUCCUAGUCACGGCCAGCAUGGAGUCCGGCCCUUCCACAGGGGUCACUGCAGAGCCUGACUAUGACUUUGGAGAGAUCCACAACUGGACUGAGCUGCUCUCCUUCUUCAACCACACUCUUUUGGAGUGCCACAUUGAGCUCAGCGAGAGCACCAAGCGAGUGGUCCUCUUUGUCCUCUACUUGGCCAUCUUCGUGGUUGGGCUGGUGGAGAACCUCCUGGUGAUCUGCAUCAACUGGCGCUACGCCGGCCGGGCAGGGCUGCUGAGCCUCUACAUCCUCAACAUGGCCAUAGCGGACCUGGGCGUCAUCCUAUCUCUGCCCGUGUGGAUGCUGGAGGUCACGCUGGACUACACCUGGCUCUGGGGCAGCUUCUCCUGCCGCUUUGCCCACUACUUCUACUUUGCCAACAUGUACAGCAGCAUCUUCUUCCUGGUGUGCCUCAGCAUUGACCGCUACGUCACCCUUACCAAUGCCUCUCCCUCCCAGCAGCGCCAGCAGCACCGAGUGCGGCGGGCGGUGUGUGCAGGUGUCUGGGUGCUCUCAGCCAUCAUUCCACUGCCCGAGGUGGCCCACAUCCAGCUUGUGGAGAGCUCUGAGCCCAUGUGCCUCUUCAUGGCACCUUUUGAGACCUUCAGCACGUGGGCCCUGGUGGUGACUCUGUCCACCACCGUCCUGGGCUUCUUGCUGCCUUUUGCUCUCAUCGCGGUCUUCAACGUGCUGACGGCCUGCAGGCUCCGGCGGGCAGCCCGGCCUGAGGGCCGGCGCCACUCUCUGCUGAUGUGUGCCUACGUCACCGUCUUUGCCGUCUGUUGGCUUCCCUACCACGCGACCCUGCUGCUGCUCACACUGCACGGGAUCCACAUCUCCCUCCACUGCUACCUGGCUCACCUGCUCUACUUCUUUUAUGACGUCAUCGACUGCUUCUCCAUGCUCCACUGCGUCAUCAACCCCAUCCUUUACAACUUUCUCAGCCCGAGCUUCAGGGGCCGGCUGCUGAGUGCUGUGGUCCAUUACCUUCCCAAGGUCCAGAGCGGGGCAGGCCGACGCGCUUCCUCCUCCUCCUCCUCCACGCAGCACUCCAUCGUCAUCACCAAGGAGGGCACCCAGCCCACCACAGCCGGCCCCCACCACCAUCCUAGCCUGGACUUCCAGCCACCGAAUACUUCACCCAUCUCCACCCCUCAGUCUCUUACAGCCAGCUGAGGUGGAGCUCAGUCUCCUCCCUCUGUGAAGCGGAAAGCUGGAAUUAUAGGUGAGAGGUUUUGGGGGAGCAGGAGAAAGGGUCAAAGCAUCAUGCAGGGUCAGUUUUGACUUUAUCUUAUAUCUUCAGGUGGGGAGGGGGGAGGGAGAAGGAUGGGGGAGAUAAAGAACAGGUCCUUGGUGUCGU